This is a messenger RNA of Cucurbitaria berberidis CBS 394.84, 609 nucleotides long. RefSeq lists its product as uncharacterized. Lineage: Eukaryota; Fungi; Ascomycota; Dothideomycetes; Pleosporales; Cucurbitariaceae. The record is from RefSeq and is a predicted model, not a curated record. The transcript has 3 exons. The coding region runs from base 1 to 609 and encodes 202 amino acids.
AUGAAGUACACGUUCACCACCCUCGCUUUUGCGGCUCUGUCUUUCGCCAAUCCCGUCCCACAGUCAUACUCUGCACCACCUUCAUUCAGAAUCAAGAAUGUCGUCUCGGGAGGCUCCGGCUGUCCCCAAGGCAGCAUCGACAUCAACUGGACUGAUAACAGAGUGUUGCCAAUAUUCUUUAACAAAGACUUCACCGCGAGAGUGGGUAACAGAGCCGAUGCCGUCGACUCGCGAAAGAACUGCCAAAUCAACCUCGGCCUCGAGUUUUCACCAGGUUACAGCUUUGCCAUUUUCAGCGCCGACUACGCUGGCUGGGGAGAUCUCGAUCAAGGCGUCACCGGCGUCGUGAAGUCGACCUACUAUCUCUCCGGGGGGCAGGAUCAGUCAUCGACGACCUUCACCAUUCCUGGCCCAUUCCACGGAACAUACUAUAAGCAGGAUAAUGUCGCCCUAUCGGUCUGGUCGCCCUGUGGCAGCGACGCAUUGUUGAACGUCAACUCGGAGGUUGCUCUCACACCAUUCGCAACGCCCCUAACCGGUACACUUGCCGCAACACGUGAAGGCGCCCGGUUUAGCUCGACGCUGAACAUCCAGUGGAGGAAGUGCUAG